GAUGUGUGUGGUUGCACAGUGCGAGGUCAUGACAUUCAAGAUGGCGGCGCCCAGGAUGAAAUUUUUCGAUUGAGUCAAAAACUUGUGAUUUUAGGAAUCAAAACGCCGAAAUUCACACUACUGUGAUUCAUAAAACGUGGUUACUAAACGCCUAGUUGCCAUCUAAGUGUGCUGACCAUGGGGAAACGUUACUACUGUGACUUCUGUGACCGAUCCUUCCCUGACAACCUGCCCGGCAGGAAGAAACACCUACAGGGUGUCCAGCACCAGCGGGUCAGGAAACUACACUAUGACCAGUUCAGAGAUGCUGCUGCAAUCCUGGCAGAUGAGGCUGUGAAGAAACCUUGCAAGAAAUUUCAGAGAACAGGAGAAUGUGACUAUGGUGACAACUGUCGAUUCUCCCACAUGACUCCUGACAAACUCAGCGCUCUACAGGAACAAGCAGAAGCUGAUAAGAGACCUAAGCUUGAGGACAGAGUGCCUACACUAGCAGACUGGUUAUCCAAGAGAGCACAGAGGGACCAGUCCUCCCGUGGACACACUGACUCUUCAAACCAGAACCAGUCAGCAGAAAACAUACCUGCACAUGUAGAGUACUCCCUACCCCCUGGGUUUCCCCCUCUACAUGAACUGCCACCCUCAUUACACCCCCCUCCCCCAGGGGGGUGGCCAGAUCAUCAUCCUAGUGUGGAGUGGGGCUGAUAAAGCCAUGGUAACAAUACAUGUAUUUGAUUACUACAUGUAGUAUGGUUUAGGAAUGUCGCAAAAGGUAUAGCAUGCAUAGUUCAGUGGUUAGUGAGUCCCUCUGGUCCAAGAGGUCGAUUCCUGACCGUUGUUGCUCACCUGACAUGUAGGCUACUGUAAAGGGUUGCAGUCCAGCCAGUAGAAGAUUAGCUCUUCCGUGAGCUAAACUGGUUUGAGAUCACUUUCAACCUAAGCUAAAUAAACUUAUACAAAAGCA
Messenger RNA from Branchiostoma belcheri (Belcher's lancelet), 961 nucleotides. RefSeq names its product zinc finger matrin-type protein 5-like. The transcript is spliced from 5 exons. The record is from RefSeq and is a predicted model, not a curated record. The coding region runs from base 178 to 702 and encodes 174 amino acids. Gene Ontology annotation, molecular function: nucleic acid binding; zinc ion binding. Lineage: Eukaryota; Metazoa; Chordata; Leptocardii; Amphioxiformes; Branchiostomatidae. Gene Ontology annotation, cellular component: U12-type spliceosomal complex.